GGUAUUCGAUGGAUGACGUUUUCUUUUUAAUGUCGUUGAACCAUCGCAUUGGCACGCACACGUGCGGAGUAUCGAUGACGAGCACCGUUUGAUUUUGCGCAGUGUUUUAAGUGGCUAAAGUGAUCGCUCGAUUCUCGUGCACGCACAAUGGUUUUAAUUGCACAGAGUGACGAGAGAUCGUCGUGCGAGCGACCGACUUCGAAAUGCGCGCAAUAUGUGGGCGUGCUUGUGGCGACACUCGCCGCGUUCUCGAUUGGCACACAUUUGUCAUGGACGUCGUCCGCCUUGCCACUUUAUAACACGAACGAUACGCUGUCUGUCAGCGAUCAGGAAGGUUCCUGGAUUUCUUCUUUGGUCCCUCUCGGUGCAAUUCCAACCGCUAUUCCAACGGGAAUGUUUGCGGAUAGGAUUGGUAGGAAGAAGACGAUUUGGAUGACGACCGUGCCUUUAUUUCUUUGUUGGUAUAUUAUCGGAUUUGCGCAGAGUAAGAUAUGGAUUUUCCUGGCUCGGUUUGUUGCGGGGGCAGCAUGCGGUGCAGCAUCUGUCGUUGUUCCCAUGUUCGUUUCUGAGAUUGCCGAGCAGAGCAUUAGAGGCUUCUCUAGCAUCAUUUUUCAAUUGCAGAUUACUGCCGGAAUUCUCUUCGCAUAUUCUACUGCUUUUACCGAUAGCUUGCAUGUCAUCGCGAUACUUUGUUCCGUGGCGCCCGCUUUGCUUUUGAUUUUCUUCCCAUUCGUACCGGAAUCACCAGCAUGGCUGGUUAUGCAGGGUCAGAAGAACGAGGCAAAUAUUGUGCUAAAACACUUGAGGGGAAUUCGUUAUAGCACUGAAGCGGAAUUGACCAGGCUCGAGUUUCAGGCCUCAGAAAUGCGAGAAAUCAAACCCAAUAUUUCGGAUUUGAAAAAUUAUCAAAAAGCGACCUACAUUAUACUCGGUCUAAUGUUUUUCCAACAACUCUCCGGUGUUAAUAUUCUGAUAUUCUACGCAAAAAAGAUUUUCGACGAUGCAGGCUCAAUUCUGAACUCAUCUACGUCAUCAGUAAUAAUAGGCGUCGUACAAGUGAUUGGUACCUAUUUUUCAACCGUUUUGAUUGAGCGCGUCGGCAGAAAGCUAUUAUUAUUCAUCAGUGCGUCAGUGAUGGCAGUUUGUAUGUUCACAAUGUCAGGAUAUUUUCGUUUCCAGAGCUCUCACGAUCUUUCGAGCUUCUCCUGGAUCCCUCUGCUCUCGUUCGCAGUAUUCAUCGUAAUUUUCAGUAUCGGCUUUGCUCCCGUACCAUGGUUGAUGGUCGGUGAGUUGUUCACAAACAACGUGAAGAGCGUGGCAAACAUUGCCGUGAUGUGUAACUGGACGUUGGCCUUUCUCGUGACAAAGUGCUUUCAGGACAUGGUGAAUCUCAUGGGAAUCUCCUCGUCAUUCGCUGCAUUCGGCAUGAUAAGUUUAAUCGGAACCAUAUUUGUCUCUGUGAUGGUGCCAGAAACGAAGGGCAGAAGCUUCGAGGAGAUUCAGAUCGAGUUGUACGGGACGCAAAUUAGGAUCCCGACGGAAGACCCAGAGCAGCGAGGGAAACAUAACAAAACUUAAUAAAAUAAUCACUGAAUCGAAAUGCUCAAUUGUAGAAGUAUGACGUAAUUUUAAAAUCUAGAAAGGAAUAUUCACGGAGAGAGGGAGGAGGGAGGGGAGGGAUAGAUUGUGUUCCCGAUAAUCAUACGUAAUUACAGAAAAUACUCUUAAUUGAGGGUAAACUUUAGCGAUAUAUAUAAACAAUUAUUUUUUAGAUAAUUGGAUAUAUCUAAAAAAAUUAUACGAUGUUAUAAAACAGAGAAUUCUGGUAUUCUUUCUUUUUUUUUAAUUUUUAGUAGUAUUGAUUUAAUACAUACCGUAAAACGAGUCGUGCUGUGCCGCUUGAAUUUCCGAGCGUAUGUAAUACAAAUUGUGGAAGACCACGGAUUUGUUUAUACUCAUAUUUAUUUCCAUCCGUGAUACUUUUUUACUUAUUUAUACGAUAUCACAUAAUACAUGAAUCACGCAAUUUUUUUCUUUAAACUGAUCGGUCGUCUCGCCGUCUCUGUUGAAUUACAGUUGCGCAAAGCUAUGACAGCGAUCAGAAGGGAGAAUAAAUCCGGAAGGUUCCGUGAGGACGAGACGUCGAAUUUUUCUUAAGACGUGGCGUCGGCCAGCACAAUAUCGCGACAUUGCUCCAUUGUACAAAGUAAUACAUGUGCAUUUUGCAUGCGCGGCGAUGACGACGUGGUGCAAAUGUUUGCCGUACAAUUGAUACACGCGGGAUAAAAAGAAACAUAUAGAUCAAUGGCAGCAAAGAGUUGCGAUCUUAUUUCAGAUGCAUUUCGGAGAAUCGCUGGAAUGAAUAAAAGAAGAAAGAUGGAGAGAAUGGAGGGGAAGGGGAGAGGGAAGGAGAAACGUCGAUUUAUGCGAACGUGCACGUGAAUAUCGGUUCAUAUAGAAGA
Molecule: messenger RNA, 2462 nt
Organism: Acromyrmex echinatior (Panamanian leafcutter ant)
Lineage: Eukaryota; Metazoa; Arthropoda; Insecta; Hymenoptera; Formicidae
Product: facilitated trehalose transporter Tret1
Biological process (GO): carbohydrate transport; transmembrane transport
Cellular component (GO): membrane
Molecular function (GO): sugar transmembrane transporter activity
Source: RefSeq, a predicted model, not a curated record